Messenger RNA from Corylus avellana, 796 nucleotides. RefSeq lists its product as uncharacterized. The record is from RefSeq and is a predicted model, not a curated record. Lineage: Eukaryota; Viridiplantae; Streptophyta; Magnoliopsida; Fagales; Betulaceae.
AAUUUUGAUUAGUCCAGAAAGGCACAUGAGGUUCCUUUUUAUAAAGCAGAAAGUUUGCUAUAUUAUAGACAAAGAGAGGGAGAGACCCUGGGUGUUGGUGGCCAAACAAGUUUGGCAAUCCUCCAAAAAAAAUGUGCCACCUUGCCUUUUAGACUUUGGUGAAAUGAUGUAUCAAUGCUUCACCAACACAAUUCCUUCAUCAUUAACUUGGGAUAUAAUGAGAAUGGCAGGCAAUACCCUUCAUCUACUUGUGAUUCUACUGGCUUUCUCUAACCUUAUCUCCUUGAAUGCUGCCCCAAUAUCAAGGGCAAGAAAUCUAUUGCAUGACAGUAAAGAUAUUGCAGCUUCAAGGAGUAUCCGUGGGGCAAUCACAAAGCAAUCCGUGGAAGAAGAGCUCACCAAUGGCGGGAGUGACUUGGAAUCUGCUGAUUAUCCAGGAUCAGGGGCUAAUCACCGCCACACUCCAAUGCCGCCAGCAGGGAUACACUAAAUUAUUUGUUUAGUUGUUGUUUGUGUUGGAUUUACAACCUCAAGAAAGAACUACUUGUGUUAAUACAGCUUCUUGGGUAGGAUGUUUCUUGAUGUUUAACUUUCUCAAGAAUCAAGGAUUCUUCCACUAAGAUGGGAAGAGGUUUAGUAGCAAGAACGUAAAAGAUUCAUUUGUUUCAUUAUCCUGAAACUCAGCAUUAAAAAACACAAAAACAAGAAAAAACAAAAACAGGAUGAUCUUCAAGUAUAAAGCUGAUCUUAUUGUCUCUGGAAUUUAUGCAUUUGUCAUAGUUAGACUACUGUUUGA